AUGUCUGCAGUCACAGUUACUAGCUCAAAGAACCACGAUGAGGGUGCUGCCUCCUCCAACAUGAGGUCCACCACCAUCAAGCAAACCGACAACAUCGCUACCCUUUCCAAGUCUGAAAAAUUGACGGCCAUCGACACUUACGGGAACGAAUUCGAGGCCCCAGACUACUCCAUCGGGGACAUUCUUGGGGCAAUCCCAAAACACUGCUACCAGAGAAGCGCCAUCAAGGGGCUCUCGUACGUCGCUAGAGACAUCAUCGCCAUGGUCACUGCAGGAUACCUCGCCAACAACUAUAUCCCAUUAAUCGACAACCAAUGGAUCAGAGGUGGGUUAUGGGCUGCUUAUACCAUCUUCCAAGGUCUUCAAGGUACUGGUCUUUGGGUGCUUGCCCACGAAUGUGGUCAUCGUGCAUUCUCUGACUACGAAUGGCUUGACCAUCUCGUUGGUUGGGUGCUUCACUCGUUCUGGCUCGUGCCAUUUUUCUCUUGGAAAUUCACCCAUAGUAAGCAUCAUAAGGCCACCGGUCAUUUGACCAGAGACAUGGUGUUUGUCCCACCAACCAAAGAACAAUUCUUGGAAAGAAACGGGGCCAAAUCAUUAGCGGAAAUCACCGAGGACUCCCCAAUCACCAGUCUUUGUGACCUCAUCAAGCAACAAAUGGGGGGUUGGAUCGUGUACCUUUUAACCAACGUCACUGGUCAAACUUACGAAGGUUGGGAUAACCACUGGGCCGUGAACCAUUUCAACCCUACUGCCCCGAUCUUUGACGCUAAAGAUUACUACUACAUCAUUCUCUCGGAUCUUGGGAUCUUGACCCAGCUCGUCGUGCUUUAUUUCUGGUACAUCAACUACGGUGGCUGGAACGUCUUGAUCAAUUGGUUCCUCCCAUACUUGGGGGUCAACCAUUGGCUUGUCUUCAUCACUUUCUUGCAACACUCCGAUCCAAUGAUGCCACAUUACGACGCCAGCGUUUGGAAUUUCGCCAGAGGCGCCGCCGCCACCAUCGACCGUGAAUUCCCAUUCAUUGGGCCAUACUUGUUCCACGAUAUCAUCGAGACCCACGUGGCCCAUCACUACUGUAGCAGAAUCCCAUUCUACAAUGCCAGAGACGCCACCGAAGCCAUCAAGAAGGCCAUGGGUAAACACUACAUGUUCAGCAAUGAAAACAUGUGGGUUGCCUUGUGGAAAACCGCUAGAUGGUGUAACUUUGUCGAUGGUGAUAACGGGGUCAAAAUGUUCCGUAACGUCAACCAUAAUGGGGUCAAGCCAAUUGAUGUCGAUGGUAAAGUGGUGGGUUGA
Molecule: messenger RNA, 1299 nt
Organism: Saccharomycopsis crataegensis
Lineage: Eukaryota; Fungi; Ascomycota; Saccharomycetes; Ascoideales; Saccharomycopsidaceae
Exons: 1
Coding region: 1-1299 (432 amino acids)
Biological process (GO): unsaturated fatty acid biosynthetic process
Molecular function (GO): oxidoreductase activity, acting on paired donors, with oxidation of a pair of donors resulting in the reduction of molecular oxygen to two molecules of water
Source: RefSeq, a predicted model, not a curated record